GAUCGCGCUCUCUUCACAUGCGUGCUACGCAUUCCAGGUCAACCACCACAAUUGCCAGUAGACUAAACUAUUGUUAUAGUAAAUUACUUCCAUCUUACGCAACGCCACGACGGGAAGGAUUCAAGACAAGCAGAUAUCACACUGUUAGGCAGCAAAAAUCGAUCCCAGCCCAAGUGGGUGAUGGCCACUUGAGACAUACAAGUAGGCGCCAUCGAUGCUGGUCUCAGCGACCAACGACAAGUUUACUAAAUUGGGAAUCCAUUGAGGCCCAACGACGACAUAUCCGCUGACUUAUACGGAAGACUAUCUCGCUUUCUUGCCGCACCCUGUCGGACUGUGACCUUGUGACGCAGCUUCUGGCCUUGCCUCUUUGCGUUCUCGUCACACUCAACGUCCAAAAGUCUCGUGCUCGGAGCGCCACUCCGUGGAAGGGAUUAAUUAAAUUGCUGCCAAGCACGGCACGACCACGUUUUCUACUCCGAGACAAGACAGGGAGCCCAAAACGCGAGGACCACAUGCUCGAAGACGCGGCAUAAUGGAGGGUCAUAAUUGAUGACAAUUUUCCCUCCCAGCUGUACCGACUUACAUCCAUGAGCCAGUCCUCAAAUAAGACGCUUCCUUUUACUGUCGGGUAGCGGAAUCUCUUCCGAGAUACUGUUGAACGUUGAUGCAGGGCCUACGGGCAACUGUUAUCGUCGGUGUCACAUCAGAGCGGAGAGUCUUGAAAUACGGUGAAGCAGACGACAUCAGGAGCCAAGACAACCAUGACGUGGGGAGCGUCCGAGCCACCCUUGCCAGACAACAUGCCUUGUGUGGCAACUUGCUGCGGCUGUUGGCAUAUCCGGUCUCGCUUCGGCCGUCGAGAAACACAAUCGACUAGCCAGGACGUCUGCGAGUCGGUAUCACUCAGCUUCCGACUACGCAGUCCAGCUUCGGGCUCCAGAUCUAAUUCUCGCCGUGAUAUCGUGCCUUGCUUUGUAAGACUGUCUAAUUUGUGCACAUUUACUUCAUCUAGGACUAUACAUGGAAACUUUCGGUGACAUUCAUCUAAUGUUCCAGCCGUGCUUUCAGCUGUUACAUCCAGCCAGCUUUUUCAGCCGACGUUCAGGCCAACAGGCCCGAGCUUGGAGAGAUUUUUUAACCAAACAUUUCGUAGAUAAAUAUGUAGGAUUCUGUUGGGUGAAUCUCCCUACCAACUCUGAGGUCAUUCUAAGAGCCUAUUGGUUUGAAGCAUCAGUUACCCUUUGCUACUUGGCAGAAGAAAUAUGCAAAAUCGAUACUUUUGAGAGUCUUAUUCCCAAACCUAAAAGUGAUCUCCAGUAGAGGACCAGUAUUGAUGACUGAACCAUCAUUUACACUGCAAAAUAUCAAGUCCCGAGACAUCUCGCCUCUGCUGCAGCAAAAGGAAACGACUUUGUUCUCCUUGAUCCGUCGGAUUUCUCGCCAACCCAAACAUGUCGAAGUCACAC
This is a messenger RNA of Trichoderma atroviride IMI 206040, 1469 nucleotides long. The record is from RefSeq and is a predicted model, not a curated record. Lineage: Eukaryota; Fungi; Ascomycota; Sordariomycetes; Hypocreales; Hypocreaceae.